AUAUAUGUCCGCCGCACGCGUGCCUUGGAUGUGUGUAUUUGAUCAGCUCUAUGUUAGUAAGAUCAUAUCUAUCGCGGUUUUUACAGUGUUCUAUCUUUUACAAGGACACAGCUGUCUAUUUGAAUAAGGUAGCCUCAUGCUCCAGCGUUUCUGUGAUACACGCUUGUAAAUUUUCAUCGGGAACACUGAACCUUGCCGGGAAAACGGAGAGAAGAUAUAUGCAAUCUCCUACAGCUAAGCGUCUUUGUAGUGAAAAAAUGACAGUAAAAAUCGGCACCCACAGUGGGACAUUUCACUGCGACGAAGUGUUAGCAUGCUUCUUUCUUUGUCAGCUCCCGGAGUACAAGGAUGCUGAAAUCAUUCGAACCCGUGACCCUGCAGAGCUUGCCAAGUGUGACCUCGUUGUGGAUGUUGGAGGGGAGUUUGAUGCAAAGAGGCAUCGCUAUGAUCAUCACCAGAGGUCAUUCGCGGAGACCUUUCACAGCCUAUGCCCAGAGAAGCCCUGGGUGACCAAGCUGAGCUCGGCCGGUCUUGUGUACCUGCAUUUUGGCAAGGAGAUCCUGGCCCAUCUCACCCAACUGGAGCUCGGCGACAGACAGCUCGAGGUGCUUUACGACAAGCUGUAUGAGAACUUUGUGGAGGAGAUCGAUGCCGUGGACAACGGCAUCUCGCAGACGGACGGAGAGGCGCGCUACACCAUCACCACCUCCCUGAGUGCUCGUGUCGGCCACCUCAAUCCCCGCUGGAACAGCAAGAGCCAGGACACCGAGGAGGGUUUCCACAAAGCCCUGGCCCUGGUGGGAGCCGAGUUCCUGGACCGCCUGGACUAUUACCGGCACGCCUGGCUGCCGGCCCGUGCCGUGGUGGAGGGAGCCGUCCAAAUGAGAAAUCAGGUGGACCCCAGUGGGGAAGUGGUGGAGUUCUCCCAGGGCGGUUGCCCCUGGAAGGAGCACCUGUUCUCCCUGGAGAAGGAGCUGGACGUGCAGACCCCCAUCAAGUUCGUCCUGUACCCGGACCAGAGCGCUCAGUGGAGGGUGCAGUGUGUGCCCGCCGGCCUCAACACCUUCCUGAACAGGUUGUCCCUGCUGGAGGAGUGGAGAGGGGUUCGGGACGACGCCUUGUCCAAGCUCAGCGGAAUCCCGGACUGCAUUUUCGUCCACGCCAGUGGCUUCAUCGGGGGGAACAAGACCAAGGAGGGGGCACUGGAGAUGGCCAGGCGGACAAUACAGGCAGCAGCCACGGACAAGGCUGAAAACGGAAGCAGCUGAAUUAGCAGAGGAAGACCGUUCAAUUUAGGACAUGUCUCGUUAUACACAGGGUAAUGUGCUGCGUGUGUCCUUUUCUAAUAAAAUAUGUAUUUGUG
Molecule: messenger RNA, 1363 nt
Organism: Clupea harengus (Atlantic herring)
Lineage: Eukaryota; Metazoa; Chordata; Actinopteri; Clupeiformes; Clupeidae
Gene: myg1
Product: myg1 exonuclease
Cellular component (GO): nucleus; cytoplasm
Source: RefSeq, a predicted model, not a curated record